AUGGACCUCAGUGAUGGGAGCAGCAAUGGCUUGUCCGGUCAUCGCUCCCGCACAGGCAGUGUCGAAAGUGUGAGGAAACCCGCUGGGUCGUCUCUAAGCCCAAGUCUCGAACAGGCCGAGAGAUCUUCAUCAAACCUGCUGUACGACUCUGCGGCCUCUACUUCCUCGAGGAGUCAUCGUGCGCAGGCCAGCCAACCCAGGUCGUUGAAAUCCGAAGUCCCAACAGACAACCAGAGUGCGGUUCGCGCCACUCAUUCUUCAACUCGCUCGUCCAGUCGAGCUCACAGGAGGCUAAGCGGGAGCACAGCUGCAAGCUCCAUCAGUGAGUCAGAAGCGGCACAUCCAACCCUGGGGAGGAUCGGGGUGUGCGCCUUGGAUGUGAAAGCCCGGAGCAAACCCAGUCAAAAUAUUCUGACCCGUCUUCAGUCUAAGGGUGCUUUUGAAGUCAUUGUGUUUGGUGAUAAAGUGAUCCUUGACGAGGAUGUAGAGAACUGGCCCGUGUGCGAUUUCCUAAUCGCAUUCUUUUCCGACGGUUUCCCAUUGGACAAAGCCAUCGCAUAUGCCAAUCUUCGAAAGCCUUUCUGCGUCAAUGAUUUACCAAUGCAAAAGGUUUUGUGGGACAGACGCCUUUGCUUGAGAAUAUUAGACCAUAUGAAUGUUCCAACUCCCAAAAGAAUGGAGGUCAAUCGAGACGGUGGACCCCUACUGCAGACUCCAGAGCUCGCUCAACAUGUGUACAGGCUGACUGGUGUCAAGCUUGAGGGCCCCGAAGAUGGCACUGGAGGUGGUGCUGCUAAAACCAAGAGUGUCGCCUUGUCGGAUGAUGGCGACGCCCUAAUCGUUGAUGGGAAGAUCUUAAGAAAACCAUUCGUCGAGAAGCCGGUGAAUGGGGAGGAUCAUAACAUCCAUAUCUAUUUCCCCAACGACCAGCAAUAUGGUGGCGGUGGCCGACGACUUUUCCGAAAGGUCGGAAACAAAAGUUCUGAGUAUGACCCAGACCUAGUGGUUCCGCGGUCAGUCACGGAACAGAACUCGAGUUACAUAUAUGAACAGUUCCUGCGGGUUGAUAAUUCCGAGGAUGUCAAAGCUUACACUGUCGGUCCUGAUUUCUGCCAUGCAGAAACACGAAAAUCACCGGUUGUCGACGGAUUGGUUCGCAGAAAUACCCAUGGCAAAGAACUCAGAUACAUAACAAAACUCAGCAAGGAGGAGGCUGCCAUUGCUUCUAAGAUCUCGAACGGAUUCGGCCAGAGAAUCUGCGGUUUUGAUAUGCUUCGUGUCGGUGAACGGAGCUAUGUUAUUGAUGUCAACGGCUGGAGCUUUGUUAAGGAUAACAAUGAUUAUUAUGACCGUUGUGCGAGUAUCCUGAGUGAGACCUUCCUCGCUGAGAAACGCCGACGCGAAGGCCUGCCAGAACCCACUGAAACCGGCUCUCCAGAAAGCGGCCAUUCUUGGAAACAUUCAGUGUCCCACAGGCAUACCCUGAAAACCCUGCUCAAGUCACCCAGCACCUCAAAGCUGUAUGGAAGUACGCAAGGCAACAAAAGUCCCGAAAACGGCGUGUCGGACUCUAUGGUUCCUGGGCUAUCGCCGUCAACUACCAUUGAGGCAAUGGAGAAUGGGGGCAGUCUCAAGGGUCCGAGUUCAAGAGACAGAUACUCCAUAUCUAGUGCCCAUGCUCCCCAAGGUGUUAAAGCAUAUGCCGCUCCAACUGACACGCAUGCUGAGAAUCCGCCACCACCCCCACCUGCUUCCAAGCACUCAUGGAAACUCAAGGGCAUGGUAGCGGUCAUCAGGCACGCAGACCGUACGCCCAAACAGAAAUUCAAGUUUACCUUUCACAGUCAACCUUUCAUCGACUUGUUGAAAGGACAUCAAGAGGAAGUUGUUAUCAAGGGAGAGACGGCCUUGUCGAGUGUUUCUGAUGCUGUCAAGGUCGCGAUGGAGCAAGGCCUCGAAGAUAUAGACAAGCUUAGGCUGCUUCGAACCUCUCUUGAAAAGAAGGGCGGUUGGCCUGGCACGAAGGUCCAAAUCAAACCCAUGUUCCGUAAAAGGAAGCCAGAAGAGUUGAAGGAGCGAGAGCCAUCCAAUACAGUGUCAUCUUCUACGGACUGCACUCCCAAGGAUGAACUAUCGUCUCCUGGCCCUCAGGAGCCAGCACCUGAGAAUGAACAUCCAUCCCGGUCACAGACUCGCAGCGACUCAAUCUCAGGUGCUACUUUUUCGAGGUUCUCUGCCGCUGAGAAUGAUCUCAUACUCGACAAACUCCAGCUGGUUAUCAAGUGGGGAGGGGAACCAACGCAUGCAGCACGCUAUCAGUCGCAGGACUUAGGUCUCAAUAUGCGAGACGAUCUCAAGUUGAUGAACCGAGAAGCUCUGAGCAAUGUCAGGAUCUUUACGAGCUCAGAGCGGAGAGUGAGCACAAGCGCUCAAAUUUGGGCCUGCUCUUUUCUUGAUCAAAAGGAGCUCCCAGAUGACUUCAUUCAAGUGAGAAAGGAUCUUUUGGACGACUCAAACGCCGCAAAGGAUCUGAUGGACAAGGUCAAGAAGAAGCUAAAGCUUCUUCUGCGGGAAGGGUCUGCGCCAUCGCAAUUUACUUGGCCUAAGGACAAUAUUCCAGAGCCUUCUGUUGUGCUAGCUACUGUCGUCGAGCUCAUGAAGUUCCAUCGAGAUGUCAUGCGCCACAACUUCCGGAGGCUCGAUCGAUUCUCGGAUAGUUCACCCGUGGCCAGCGACGCCAGCUCUCAACAUAGCUCUACUCGCCAAGAGGGCCCGUCGCUAGAGUCUAUCCAAGGACGUUGGUGCACCGGUGAAGACCCCAUGCUAUUCAAAGAAAGAUGGGAAAAACUUUUCGCCGAAUUUUGCGAUACGGAGAAGGUGGAUCCCAGUAAGCUCUCUGAGCUUUACGACAGUAUGAAAUUUGAUGCCCUGCACAAUCGACCAUUUCUAGAGUGGGUGUUCAUGCCACCGGACGACGAGGGUGACGAUGAGGAGAAUGAUGCUUCUCUGAAGAAUGCCAGUCGGAGCGACUCCGCAGCCGACGGCAAGGCCGAGAAUGGAGCUGGAAACUAUCCCAGACCUGAGGGGUGCACGGAUAAUCCAAGUCUUGCCCAACGGUUUGGGUUGAAAAGACGAACCCACGCGUUCGAGUCGAUGCCGCAUUUCAGGGCCCUGGAUGAUACGUACGAUCAUUAUUUCAAACUUUACCCUGGUUCGAGCUCCACGAAGGCAAAGAUAGAUGGACGGCUCUCGAAACUGAGGGAAUUGUACAAGCUGGCGAAGGUCUUGUUUGACUACGUCACUCCCCAGGAAUAUGGGAUCACCGAUACGGAAAAGCUGGAGAUCGGGUUACUGACGUCCUUGCCCCUUCUCCAAGAGAUUGUGAGGGAUUUGGAGGAGGUCCAAGCCUCGCCCGAUGCGAAAUCUUUCUUUUACUUCACCAAGGAGUCCCACAUUUACACCCUUCUGAACUGCAUCCUCGAGGGUGGCAUACAGACGAAGAUUGCCAGAACAGCUAUCCCCGAACUGGACUACCUAUCUCAGAUUUGUUUCGAGCUCUAUGAGGCAAAAGACUGCGAAUCGUCGACAAAUUCAUAUUCGAUUCGCAUAUCAAUUAGCCCCGGCUGCCAUGCGUUUGAUCCACUCGAUGUCCAGCUCGAUUCUCGACAUGCCAUCGGCUGCGCCCCCAGACGUAGUCUGACCCCUCAUCAGGAUUGGAAGCAGGUCAUCGAGACGCUCAAGGCCAAAUUUGACACAGUUAAAUUACCCAAGACCUUCAUUGCGGUGAACCUGAGCGACAAGCACAUGUCGAGCCCAUAG
Molecule: messenger RNA, 3819 nt
Organism: Aspergillus terreus NIH2624
Lineage: Eukaryota; Fungi; Ascomycota; Eurotiomycetes; Eurotiales; Aspergillaceae
Product: inositol polyphosphate kinase VIP1
Exons: 3
Coding region: 1-3819 (1272 amino acids)
Biological process (GO): inositol phosphate biosynthetic process; inositol metabolic process
Cellular component (GO): cytosol
Molecular function (GO): inositol hexakisphosphate kinase activity; diphosphoinositol pentakisphosphate kinase activity; 5-diphosphoinositol pentakisphosphate 1-kinase activity
Source: RefSeq, a predicted model, not a curated record